Messenger RNA from Andrographis paniculata, 1651 nucleotides. Its product is annotated as hydroquinone glucosyltransferase-like. The record is from RefSeq and is a predicted model, not a curated record. Lineage: Eukaryota; Viridiplantae; Streptophyta; Magnoliopsida; Lamiales; Acanthaceae. The transcript has 2 exons. Gene Ontology annotation, molecular function: UDP-glycosyltransferase activity. Bases 94 to 1524 code for a protein of 476 amino acids.
UAUAAAUUACCAACCUUAUUAAUCAGGCAUGUAUUCCCCAGCACGCAGUAAACCACCGCGCACGACGGCGGCCGGCGGCGGCGGCGGAAGAAAAUGAAACCACAUCUAGUGUUCCUGCCGACCUCCGGCAUGGGUCACAUCAUUCCUCUCUUCCAGCUGGCGAAGAAGCUCGUCCUCCGCCACGGCUGCCACGUCACCUUCCUCGUGAUUACCACGGAGGCUUCCGCCGCUCAGGAGAACUUUUUCCGGACGCCGGCGGCGAACGUACCUGGCCUCGCCGUCGUCAACCUCCCGCCGGCCGACGUCUCUGAAAUUCUCACCGGCGACAUGAGGCUCGUCACUCAAAUAUCUGUAAUCGCGCGGGAAUCGCUGAAACCGUUGAAAUCGAUUCUGACGGAGCUCGGAGAAAUCGCCGGCGUAAUCAUCGAUAUAUUCGCGACUGACGCCAUUGACGUCUGCCGGGAAAUGUCGAUUCCGGUGUACUCGUUUUUCACGGCGUCGGCAGUUCUGCUCGCCUUCACGCUGUGUAUCCCGACGCUCGACGGCGAAGUCGCCGGCGAAUACGUCGACCUUCCGGCGCCGAUCGAGAUUCCGGGAUGCCGGCCGAUGAGGACGGUCGAUCUUCUCGAUCAGGUCAGAGAUCGGAAAAACGCUGAAUAUGAAUGGUACCUUCACCAUUCGCGGCGGUUAUCGGAAGCUUCUGGAAUCUUCUUGAAUGUUUGGGAAGAUCUCGAUUCCGAUCGGAUUAAAGCACUGAACGAAAACCCGUUCUUCAGGAACCUUCCGGUGCCGCCGGUUUAUCCGGUCGGACCGGUGAUAAAAGACGGCGAAGAUCUCUCCGGAAAGGACGCCGGAAUUAUAGCCUGGCUGGAUUCUCAGCCGCCGGAAUCGGUUUUGUUCGUCUGCCUCGGCAGCGGCGGAGCUUUAUCGAGCAAGCAAUUGAUCGAAUUGGCAUGGGGACUGGAAUUGAGCCGGCAGCGGUUCGUUCUGGUGGCGCGCCGGCCGACGGACGGCGUCGCCUCCGCCGCGUACUUCACCGUCGGCGGGGAGGACGGCGGCGAUCCGUCGUCGUAUCUGCCGGCCGGAUUUGUCGACAGGACUGAAGGAAGAGGACUGGUGGUGCCGUCGUGGUCGCCGCAGAUGGCGAUUCUCCGGCACGGUUCCACCGGAGCGUUUCUGUCGCACUGCGGAUGGAAUUCGACGCUGGAGAGCUUAGUUCACGGCGUUCCGAUGGUUGCGUGGCCGCUUUAUGCGGAGCAGAGGAUGAACGCCACCAUGCUGGUGGAGGAGGCCGGAGUGGCGGCGAGGGUUUCGGCGGCGUCGGCGGCGGUGGGGGGAGAAGUGGUGGGAAGGGAGGAGAUUGCGAGAGUGGUGAAGGCGGUGAUAGAAGGAGAGGAAGGGAAGGCUAUGAGGCGGAGAGCUCAGGAAUUGAAAGAAACCGCCAGGGCGGCGGCGGAGGACGGCGGCGCGUCGGAUCGGUGGCUCGCCGGCGUUUUGGGUUUUUGUGUGGAAGAUAAUAAGUGAACGUGGAAUAGUAGAAGUCAUCGAGUAGCGAUACCCCACUUGUUUUGUUCUAGUCGAAUUUGUUUGUGAUUUUUUUAAUUUUAUAAAAUUGUAUUUUUAUCAAUUUUUAUAAUUUUAAUUUCGAUUA